Molecule: messenger RNA, 1200 nt
Organism: Spodoptera littoralis (African cotton leafworm)
Lineage: Eukaryota; Metazoa; Arthropoda; Insecta; Lepidoptera; Noctuidae
Source: the annotation of a GenBank genome assembly
AUGCAGUGCAACCAAUCUUUCUGCGGAAACGGUUUCACCAAUGGAUUUUAUAGUUCAUGUAAUAAUAAUACACCUCUACAAUCCACAUAUCCAGAAAUAGUUGGAGAAGGCGAAGUUACCUCAAUUACACUACCUGAUGGGACGAUACAGUUCUUUUUCAUGCCGACAGUAAAGUGGUGGACGCCUAAUGUGCCUCAAUGUUACCCCCCGUACUCCAAUGUACGUGGUCCGACGAUGUUCAAUCCUAACUAUAGCACCUCACCCUACAGUAUUAAUGCUGGAACAUGGUUUAUUAGAAGUAUAUCAAAUCCAGUGCCUCUGGCUCAGCCUCAGAAUCCAUUUCUCCCGACAUGUCAGCGAAACGAUGUUCCAAGACUGCGGUUUGCUUCCGAUUGCCAUAUGAACACUGGUAAUAAUGGAUUUCAAGUCAAGUUUCACAACGACGGUUGCAGUUCGACUACCGACUUACAUUACUUUUACCCCAACUUACGUAAAGAACCACCAUGCAAAGGAACAGCCAAUGUUCAGAUGGACACAGUACCAGUAACCAGCACAGUGUGCCACUAUGAAGUUAUCUGCGGCAAGCCCUGCAACUGCAACACGGCUGCUAAACCAACGUGCCCAGAGAAAGUAGAUGGCGUAACGCAACCUAUGAGCUUAGAAUCCGUAUGCGAUUGUAGAAACACUAAAAGUAAUAACACUAUCACGACUGACGAUUGUUCCUGUGAAGACCUCAGUAAAAACCGUAAUAAGCGCACAAAAGAAAAGAAAUCGAAAAGAAAAAAGAAAAAGAAAGAGGAUGUUGUUUGUGGUUGUGAUGCCGCUGCCGGAGUACGCGCUGUCGAUAAGUCGAUGGCAACAUAUGACGAAAAAUGUUGCUCCACUAGCGCGAACUCGGACGAAACAAAUUCAGUACCAAGUAAAGAAAAAAGUAAAUGCUUGGCCAAACUCACACAACUAACUUCGUCCAGCAAGUCGUGCAGCAAGGCAUGCAGGCCUAUACAGUUCCUGAAUUCAGACGCGAUACUGAAACGAUGUGAAGUAAAGACAGCAGAUAUAUGGCGUCCUAUUACAACUUUCAGCAAGAGAGCAAUGAAAGACAGUCCUUCAGUGGACUUCGAGAGUGAGAUAGAAUUAAAUGCGGAAUGUAACAGCAACUGCGGCACUUGCAGCGGGGACAGUACCAGUGAUAAAGAAUAA